Trichechus manatus latirostris (Florida manatee) is the source of this 837-nucleotide messenger RNA. It is a transcript of the gene SPSB1, whose product is annotated as splA/ryanodine receptor domain and SOCS box containing 1. Bases 16 to 837 code for a protein of 273 amino acids. Gene Ontology annotation, molecular function: protein binding. The transcript has 2 exons. Gene Ontology annotation, biological process: proteasome-mediated ubiquitin-dependent protein catabolic process. Gene Ontology annotation, cellular component: SCF ubiquitin ligase complex. The record is from RefSeq and is a predicted model, not a curated record. NCBI's taxonomy places the organism in Eukaryota, Metazoa, Chordata, Mammalia, Sirenia, Trichechidae.
AAACCGGAGGCAAGAAUGGGUCAGAAGGUCACCGGGGGGAUCAAGACAGUGGACAUACAGGACCCCACAUACCGGCCACUGAAGCAGGAGCUGCAGGGCCUGGACUACUGCAAGCCCACCCGCCUGGACCUGCUGCUGGACAUGCCCCCGGUGUCCCAUGACGUGCAGCUGCUGCACUCAUGGAACAACAACGACCGCUCGCUCAACGUCUUCGUGAAAGAGGACGACAAGCUCAUCUUCCACCGCCACCCGGUGGCCCAGAGCACGGACGCCAUCCGGGGCAAGGUCGGGUACACGCGGGGGCUACACGUGUGGCAGAUCACAUGGGCCAUGCGGCAGCGGGGCACCCAUGCUGUGGUGGGGGUGGCCACGGCGGACGCCCCCCUGCACUCCGUCGGGUACACGACGCUCGUGGGGAACAACCACGAGUCCUGGGGCUGGGACUUGGGGCGCAACCGGCUCUACCACGAUGGCAAGAACCAGCCGAGCAAAACGUACCCCGCCUUCCUGGAGCCCGACGAGACCUUCAUUGUCCCCGACUCCUUCCUGGUGGCCCUGGACAUGGAUGACGGGACCCUGAGCUUCAUUGUGGAUGGACAGUACAUGGGAGUGGCUUUUCGGGGACUCAAAGGCAAAAAACUGUAUCCUGUAGUGAGUGCCGUCUGGGGCCACUGUGAGAUCCGCAUGCGCUACUUGAACGGGCUCGAUCCCGAGCCCCUGCCACUCAUGGAUCUCUGCCGACGCUCAGUGCGCCUGGCCCUGGGGAAGGAGCGCCUCGGGGAGAUCCGCACACUGCCGCUGCCCGCCGCGCUCAGGGCCUACCUCCUGUACCAGUGA